Etheostoma spectabile (orangethroat darter) is the source of this 2738-nucleotide messenger RNA. RefSeq lists its product as uncharacterized. Gene Ontology annotation, cellular component: membrane raft; external side of plasma membrane. Lineage: Eukaryota; Metazoa; Chordata; Actinopteri; Perciformes; Percidae. Gene Ontology annotation, biological process: T cell activation; interleukin-15-mediated signaling pathway; positive regulation of ERK1 and ERK2 cascade. Bases 326 to 1294 code for a protein of 322 amino acids. The record is from RefSeq and is a predicted model, not a curated record. The transcript is spliced from 8 exons. Gene Ontology annotation, molecular function: MHC class II protein binding; protein tyrosine kinase binding.
CCACUGAAAUGACAGAAUGAAAAUUACAUGUAAAUAACAUUUUCCAUUACUCGGUACACUGAGGGAAUGCUCAAUGGAUCAUUUGAUCAAUAGAAAUACAAGUUUAAUUUCAGUGGAAACACAGCUAGUGUCAUAUAAACCAGGAUUUAUUUAACAUCUUAGACUAAUAGAAAGCAAAUAGAUCCUUUAGAUGAUACCAAAAUGCACAAUCAUCCUACCAUAAAAGGAAUUUCUCUCUCCAGUUGACCACAAAGAGGAAACGGUUGCAUACAGAUCAGCAGCAGAGGAGACAAAACUCACACAAUGUCUUGUCUGCUGACAGAGAAUGGACGCCAAACGUCUCCUGGAAUUAAUCCUUCUUUUUGUCCUCCACUUUCAAGGUAACAGUGGAAGAGAUCUCUUUCUCAAUAAGAGAUCUGGACAAGAUGCUGUUCUGUCCUGUACCUCUGAAUCAUCCUCUCCCCCAACAUGCUCCAUCGUUGAAUGGUUUUACUACAAAGAUGGAGGUCAGGCAAUCACUGAGGUCAGGAAUGGAGAAGUUAUAGAGAGCUCUGCCCGAGCUGCCAGGCUGAGUGUGACCACUGACUGCUCUCUGGUCAUUAACAACGUCACUGCUGAGGAUGCUGGUCUUUACUUCUGUCGGCAGGGGGGGGACACUAACACUGAUGUAAAUACAUAUCUAAGUGUUCUGACAAUCUCUCCGUCUCAACCAGGCGCUGAUCCAAACAGGGAUGAUGACAUCACAUUGAAGUGCUCUCUGUUUAAAGUAAGAGACGUUCCUUGUCGAGAGAACAACAUCCGCUGGGUGGAUGAGACCGGAGCUGAGCUGCUUGGUGAAGGUGAUGGGUACAGGGUCCUCCCACAGACGGCCUGUGUCUCCUUUCUGACUGUGAAGCGUCAGAGUGGCCGCAACAGGAAGUACACCUGCCAGUUUGUUGAUGAGCAGAACAGUGUAAAGAUAGAGGCCGACUACACACUUGAUCCUCCUCCUAAUCAGAUCUACAUCAUCAUCGGGGGGGUGGUCGGGGCGGUGGUAGUGCUGGUCGUCAUCGCUGGGCUCAUCAUAUACAGGAAGAGAGCCAACGUGACAGAGGAUUUUCCGAAACCAACUCAACACCCUGACGAGCCAGAGAGCAAUCUGACCUAUGUCACUGUGAACCAUGCUAAUCAGCAGGCCUCUACUGGCAAAAAGGUCAAAGAGGAGAAGGUGAUGUAUUGUACAGUCAAAUGUCAGAAGACAGAAGCAAAUGAGGAUCCCAGCAAUCUCUACAGCAAUGUCAGAAACCUGAAAUAAAUCAGAGGAAAUGCAGCUUCUCACAAUGACCUGUUCAGAAGAGGACAGCUAGUUUUGUGCUUUGUUUUUAAUCUAGUUUGUGUUGUGCUGGCUUUGCUGAGCACCUGGUAAGGAUGCCCCCUCGUCCAGCUGGUAUUAGGCCUCGGGCAGUGACGGACUGGGAUUUCUCAUUUUGGUGGGGGAUCUGCAACUUGCAUAUAGAACUUUUGACGCACGAAAAGAACACACACUUUUGAUAACCCCAGUGAUGGUGAAUGUAAACUCCCAUGCUAUAAACUACUGCACCCAAACCUAGACAUAUCAAUGCACAACCCCAAUGCAUACAGUACAAAAAUGAAGAAAUCAGUCAGUUUGCAGCAUUUUUUACCAUCAGCCUCCAGUACUCUCUUAUGUUUCUCUCAUUUUUUCUUCGCCCCUCCCCCCUUGUGUCGCUUGAUGCCUUGAUUCCUUUUUUUAUCAACAGUAUAGCUCCCUACUUCCAAAGUUGGCCAAAGAAUUUUUUUAUUUGUGCCUAAAAGGGGGCCGAGAGAAAUGAUAUGGUCCACCGAUUACAAUUAAGGGGCAGCAUGGCUGUGACAGUCAUGCGGCUCUCUGAUUGGCCGGCUGACCCAAGCGGCCCACAAGGGCCCGCGGCCCCUCUGGUAUCUGCCGAAAUUCCAGAUUACCAGUCCGUCACUGGCCUCGGGGAAGACCCCCGAGGUGGAGAGAUUAUACAGUAUGUCCACCCUGGCCUGGGAACGCCUCGGGAUCCCCUAGUCAGAGUUGGCUGAUGUGGGUCGUAAAGGGAAGUUUGGGGUCCCCUGUUGGAGCUGCUGCUCCCAUGGCAACCCCGGAUAAGUGGAUGGAUGGAUGGAUGGAUGGAUGGCUUUGCUUAGCAUUAAGAUAAUUGUUGUAUUAUACUGCACACUGUUGGUCCGACUUGGUGUUCUAUUACGUAGCUGAUUUAUGAUUUUUAAAAACAAAGCUCAAUAAACAGAAUUGGCCGCUUGGUUGUUCCUUAUCACAAACAGAAGUUUAUAUUGCUAUAGAUUACAACUUUGUUGUUACAAAACAGAUGAUUUUGACAAAGAGGAAAGGCUGCCGAGCAUUACAGUCCUUAUUGUGUUUCAGUUUUUUAAAUAUGUAAGUCCAGAUUUUCAGCGUUGUAACAAAAAGUAAUUGUAAUUUACGUACUUUCUGCAACUAAUAUUUUAAUUUGUGGACACAAUGUGGCAUCCAAAGAUGGGAUUUAUCAUUGUAUGGGGCAUGAAUUUACUGUUUAAUGUCAUUUUGACAGUUUUAUUUUAUUAUGUUGUCAUGUUAUUAUGUGGUUUUAUUUUCUUAUUUUCUUAUGUUGUAGUUUUGUGUCAUAUUACAUUAGCACUGCUGUUUUAAAUUGAUGUUGUCUGCAGUGUUUAGCUUGUCAGUAAAUUUCAUCAAAUAAAAGUCAGACUCACUCCACAGC